AGCGAUCAAGGAUUCCAAGAAUCUGUAACUGUCAAGACGCAUGAUGGCAGCAGAUCAGAUAUUGGAGCAGGUUCUGUGGACUACAAUAUAGAUAACGUCAGUACAAUAGAAGCUAUGGAAGGAACAUCAGUUAACAUAUCAUGGACUGCUGAUUUUUUUCCGAAAGGUGGAUUUUAUUACAUAUUACAUCGAAAUAUCGGAUCGCCAUCUAUUAUAAUAACAUUAAAAAAGGAAAAAGUAGUAAUGUCUGCAAAAUAUGAAUACCAAACCCGACCCUUUGAUUCUGUAAACAUUUCCUUCAAGGUGAGAAAUAUUACUGUUGAUGAUGCUGGAUAUUACUUUGGAAGUCUUUCAGGAAAAGAAUCUUUGUCUAGAAAAGGAGGAGUUGUUCUCAUAGUUUUCGGGAAACCAGUUAAACCUAACAUAAAAGGAAACCUUGAAGUUAAAGUUGGAAACAACGCUUACCUUAAAUGUGAAAGUAGAUCUACAUCUGCCCCUCGAUUUUACAAGAAGUUUCCGCCAUUAUCGUAUUCAUGGUUUGUCAACGACAUCGGGCAAGACAGAAAGGAUGGAGAGACCUACAGCUUUACUGUCACCAAAGAUGUUAAAUACAACAAAUACAGCUGUCAGGCGAAAGAAUAUCUUGACUCAGAGAAAAGUGAUGAAGUUCAGAUAAACCCUAUGUAUGGUCCAGAAAAAGUGAUGAUAACCCCACAACCUCUUAAUGACACAAUUACAAUCAAAGAUGGCGAUCCAAUAGGUCCGUACAACUGCUCAGCGGACUGUUAUCCGUCUUGUACCGUACAGUGGAAAUAUAAACGUGCGAAAGGAGGUUUUGAAAAUAUUACAACCUAUGGGGUUUCUCCAUUAUCUUUACCAAAUCUAAACGCAGACAGAACUAUGAUGACCCUUAUUCGAUGCGUAGCCAACAACAGUGAAGGGCAUGGGAAGAAUGGUAUCAAGUUAAAAAUUCAAUAUCUCAUGGACCCUAAGGUGUACAUCAAUAGAAAACUUCAAAAUUCCUUUACGAUGGAUGAAGGUAGUCUUCUAAAUCUUACAUGUCUCGUCAUGGGAGAUCCCACUCCAGAAGUAACCCUUACGAAACUCACUGGCAACCAGAUUCUGUGGCAAAAACAAUUAAACUACACCUUACAAAGAGAUGCACAAUGUUCUGACACAUUCAAUUACAGCUGUGAGGCAAACUCAACCGAGUUUGGAAGCAGGAAUCAAUCAUUCUCUAUCAACGUUCACUGUAAGCCUCGCCUUGAUAACUCCAACUUAUUUAAAAGGAUCUUUGGGUCAAUGAGUGGUCCGGACGUGAACGUUCAUGUUAGUUUGCCUGUUAUUGCAAAUCCCUUAACAUCUUCAUCAAGGUUUGCUUGGUCAGGACCUACACAACAGAUUAUAUCGAUUAAAGUUUCACAAAGAGAUAACGUUGUCUACAAACAUUGGAUCAACAGCACUAUUCCUAUUCGGAGUCAAGGAUCCUUUGGAAACUACUCACUGAAAUAUGAAGGAAAAGUCAUCGCUAAUAUUACGAUUAACGCCGAAGAUAAACCUCUGCCCCCAUUGAACUUUACCUGUUAUUCCUACGCUGUUGGAUUCGUCAACCUUACGUGGAUAUCGAACUUUAAUGGAGGACCGGAACAAUUCUUUAUCUUAUAUCAAAAAGAAGGAUCAAGCUGGAUACAAGAUGCGAAUCUAACAGACCCUGGUGAAGGUAACAUAGGGCAUUAUGACCCAGGACCUUUGACUCCUGGACAGCAGUACUGGUACCAACUGGAGAGUUGUAAUAGAAUCAACUGUUCUUUGAGUCCGAGAGAAGUUAAAGUCAAAGUUAAAGCUCCGCCGAUCUCGUCCUCCGCUCUGUUUGGAGACAAUACAAUGUUGGUUUUGGUUGGAGCUUCUGCGGUUGGUUUUCUCCUUGUUGUGAUUUUGACUGGAGCGGUAACGAUGUAUUGUAAAAAGACUAAAAAGUCAGCUCCAAAGAAAAGAAACAGGGAGGAAGGACUCAGUGAAUCCACAGUUCAGGAUGAUACACCAGCGGAUGUUGUUGUGUACGCUGCUGUUGACAAGAGUGUUCUGCUGAAGAACAGGCAACAGGAUGACGUAAUGAAGAAUGACGUCACCAAGGAUCAAAAUGAUGACAACGACACAAUGUACUCAGAAGUGAUAAAACAUCCUAAGAAACAACAAACGGAUGAAAAGAAAGAAAAGAAGAAGCAUGAAGAAAAGGGGUUGCAAGAAAAGAAUGAAGAAGCUGGAGCAUCUACCAGUAACGACAACUCACGUUCAACGAAUCAAGAUGGUUUAGUUUAUAUCGAUGUUGAAUUUGCGAGAAAACCCCAAAGUUCAGAUACAAAGGGGAGACCAGUCAUACACGGAGAAGAAGAGAAGACAGAGUACACUUUCGUGGAUUUCACCCAGAAAGCGCCACCUGUACAGGAAACGCGGAAAAAUGUCAAGUGAUCGUUUGUAGUGAGAUGAUAAAUCAAGAAUCAAUUCACAGAUGUGUACAUCUGGAUUUAUUGACGACAGAUUAAACUUUUUUACAUUCAUUGUUUUUUAAAGUCUUGCAUUUCUUUGUCUGCUUGUAUUUAGAAUUGUGAAUUAGAUCAUCUAUUUUCAUCAUGGAUACCGAAAGAUAAUUGCAUAUAGACUGCAUAUAAUAUAAUUGCAUAUAAAUCUCCAUUAAAAAAAAUCUUUUUUUUUUAAUUAUGUGUCUAAAAGGAAGAAAGAUAAACAAAAUUUUCAUUUCAUUUUCAAAAACUGCAUUCUUCUAUACUUUACGCAUUUCUUCGCCCAUCGCUAGAAGUCCUGAAAGAUUAGAUCAUUUUACUUGAAUUGGGUAUGCAUGUGUUCAAGUAUAAGUAUUCAUCCACGUCUUUAUAUGAAUUAUACUAAAAGGAACCAUUGCUCAAAAUAAUUUGGACAACUUCUAAUUUACAUUCACCAGGAACGAAACAGGUGUAUGCGUGUGUUGUUUCAUAAUUU
Molecule: messenger RNA, 2994 nt
Organism: Saccostrea cuccullata (small rock oyster)
Lineage: Eukaryota; Metazoa; Mollusca; Bivalvia; Ostreida; Ostreidae
Product: carcinoembryonic antigen-related cell adhesion molecule 5-like
Exons: 11
Coding region: 115-2469 (784 amino acids)
Biological process (GO): heterophilic cell-cell adhesion; homophilic cell-cell adhesion
Cellular component (GO): adherens junction
Molecular function (GO): protein binding
Source: RefSeq, a predicted model, not a curated record